AUGGACUUCGAAACUAUUGAAGUGUCUCACAGCUGUAGCGCAAUUACGUCAAGUAAUAUUGUGGUGAAGAAAGAUGACCUCGGGGCAUUUACCAUUCCAUGUACUAUAGGGUUUUACCAAUUCUCCAAGGCACUUUAUGAUCUAGGUGCGAGUAUAAAAUUGAUGCCCUAUGCCAUUUUCAAAUAUCUCGAUUUGGGUGAGCCCAAGACAAGAACAAUGCAGUUGCUCAUGGAAGAUCGAUCUAUCAAACGUCCUAUUGUCAUUCUCUAUGACAUCUUGGUAAAGAUUGUUAAAUUCAUAUUUAUAUUCAAUUUCUUUAUUCUUGACUAUGAGAUUGAUGUGGAGGUGCCUACUAUUCUUGGUAGGCCUUUCUUGGCUACCAAAAGAGCAUUGGUCGAUGUGGAGAGUGGUAAACUAAAAUUUUGCGUAAAUAGUGAGGAAGCCACUUUUAAUGUGUGCAAGUCGAUGAAGCAGCCUAAUGAUCUUUAUGUAAUCUCGUUGAUUGAUGUUAUUGAUGAAACAGUUGCAAGUGUCCAAGAAGUAUCUAGUGUUGGGGAAUCAUUAGCAGAUGUGCUAUUGAACUUUGACGGGGAUGAUAUUCUUGACUAUGAUGAAGUGGUAGCUGCACUUUUGGGAAUUGGGUCCUACCCAAAGCCAUCUAUAAAUGACCCGCCUAAGCUUGAACUCAAGGUACUUCCAUCUCACCUUAAAUAUGUUUUAUUGGGGACCAAUGAUACAUUACCCGUCAUCAUAGCUGCUGAUUUGCUUAAUGAGCAAGUAAAAGCUCUUGUGAGAGUGUUGAAGAAAUUUAUUAAUGCCAUCGGGUGGAUAAUUGCCGAUAUUGUAGGCAUUCCUCUUGGCGUGUGCACUCAUAAGAUAUAG
This is a messenger RNA of Solanum dulcamara, 882 nucleotides long. RefSeq lists its product as uncharacterized. The record is from RefSeq and is a predicted model, not a curated record. Lineage: Eukaryota; Viridiplantae; Streptophyta; Magnoliopsida; Solanales; Solanaceae. The coding region runs from base 1 to 882 and encodes 293 amino acids. The transcript has a single exon.